AUGUAAAAAUUAUUUCUUUGGUUUAAAAUUAAAUUACUGCAAGUUAUAUUGUAUAAAAAAUAUAAUAUUUUUAUAUUUUUUUAUUAAUUUUUAUUAAAGAUGAAUGAAUUAAUAAACAAUAAAAUUAUAGAAGAUAUUUAUAUUAAUAAUAUACAUUCAGAAAUAUUAUCCAGAAGUGGAGAUUUGAUAAAAUUUUUAUCAAAAGAAAACGCCUUAGACAAAAAAAUGAUAAGUUAAAUGUUUACUGCAAAUGAAAAAUAAGAUUAGAUGACAAAAUAAAUAUUUAUAAAAUAAUUAAGCUAAGUUGUUAAAGAUGCAAGCAAAAUAUAGAAACAAUAUUUCAUUUAAAAUAUUAAAUAAAUAGAUAUAAAAGAUUUAACAAAAGAACAUAUUUAAUUAAUUUAUGAAUUAAACAAAAAAAUUUAACAUUCAAUAAAUAUUAUGAAAUAAAUAAUAAAUACUUAUUCGAUAAAAUUUAAUACUUAUAAUUAAAAUCAAGAAAAAUAUUAUGAAAAAAUGACUUACAAGCAUGAAAUUGUACACGUUUUAACUAAAAAUUAAGGAUUAGUAUAGAAUAUAUUGAAUAAUAUAUAAUAUUUAAAAGAAGAAUAUGUAUAAAAAACUGAAAAUUAACAAACAUCAUCAAUUUAAUAAAAUAAUUAUUUAAGCAGAUAUUGUAAUAAGAUUAAAGAAAGAAUCGAGUUCAUUAAAUUCUUGAAUAAUUGUUUGGAUACAGAAAACAAAUUUAUAAAUGCUGGGUUUUUAUAAUCUUUGUGGAAAGAUAUUGUUAAUAAGGCUAUAGACUUGGAAGAAGUUGAUAUUAUGUAUAAAUGGAUUAGAGAUUUAGCUGAAUAAUAAGGAGAGAUUAUAUAAGAAAUAGGUAACUUUUUGUAAGAAUAAUUACUAUAAAAACCUAGUUUAGUGUAAUAAAUUAGUUUAGAAGGAUUUAAGUGUUAUAAAGUAAUGUUUAUAUAGCUUAAUUUGUAGAAUAAUAUGCUAAAAGUUAUUGAUGAUUAAAAAAAGAAUAAAUUUUAUGGAAGUGAUGGAUCGCAUAAUUAUAAUAUGUCCAUAGAUAAAAAAAAAAAUGAAUGUGACGAUUUAAAUGAUAAAAAAUAUAAAAAUGGAUAAUUAAAUUACGAAGAAGGAUAAUAAAAUAAUUUUUAAAAAAUAAAUUAUGAAUGCAACGAUGAAUAACAAUUUAAAUUUUAUACUGUUGUUCAGCCUUCAUUUUUAAAAGGUUUUUUUAUAUUUUGGAGUAAUUAUCCAAAUAUAAAAAAAACUAUUGAUAUAAUAAAUGCACUUUUAAAUGAAAGCGAGAAAAAAGGAAUUGGAAAUUUAAAACCUUUAAAUGGACUAGUAAAAGGCGAAAUAUAAAAUUUGUUAAUAAAUAAUGAAGCUACAUUUAAUUAUGAAGGAAAUAAAAAAAUAGAAAUAAAAAUAGAAUCUAAUAAAACAAUUAUUGAUUUAAAGAUUUUGAUCGCUAAAAACAUUUAAACUUCUUGGGAUUAAAUAAAAUUAAUAAGGGCUUCUCAUUUUAAUUUAUUAAAAGAAUCUGAUAAUAGUAAAACUAUUGGAGAAAUACGUUUUAAAAAUAAUGAAACCAUUACUGUGGAAAAAAAAGUUGUUCCUACUCUCUCUGAGGUUCCUUUAACUAAUGAAGAUGGUUCUUUAUGUGAUCGAGUAAAAAUAAUAUUUAUUGAUUGGUUUAAUUAAUUUUCUGUUGAUGGAAAAAUGGAUAAAGAAAAUUGUGCUAAAUUUAUACAUAGUUGUGCUAAUGAUAAUUGCAAAGCAGAUGAUCCGAGAGUUAUCUAAACUUUUAAUGAAUGGGAUGACGAUAAAGACAAUUUACUUACAUUAGAGAACUUUCUUUCUUUUUAUAAAAAAGCUUGCUUUGAUAAAAUAAGCGUUGUUUGGAAAAACCUGCAUUCUCAUGGAUAUAGAAAUGAUUUAAAAAAGCUUUCCGAAAUAGGAGAAGAAGUUGAAGAUAUUAAUAUUUUACCAAGAAAAAUUUUAAUGUAAAAUUAUUCUUUUUAUAAUCUUCUAUUUAGUCUAUUAGAUAUUAAUGAAGUAGCUGAAUAAGUUAAAAGUCUUUUAAAUAGACUGCCUAUUUCACCUGAAAUUAUGAAUAAAGUUGUUAAUUUGGAAGGAGUGAAAUAAGUAAAAGAUAGAAAUUGGAAUUAAAUAUUUGAUACUUAAAAUAGUUAUAAGCUUUUGUAUAUUCUAACUAUUAUUGAAUAUCUAAUGGAAUAAUAAGAUGAGGAAAAUAAAAUUAUUAAUAACGUAGUUAAUUGGUGUGAAGAAUUUAUUGAGUGUGGAGGAUUUGAAUAAUUAUUUAUUGUCUUUAAGUAGUAUUCAUAACAUGAUUAUUAGAAAUUGCCUUGUAAUUAAAAAAAUAUUAUUUCUUUUAUACUUAGAAUUAUGAAAAAUUACUUAACUUCAUUGUUUACUAAUAAGAUACCUCAAUUAUAUAAAAUUAAUUAUUAUGCAACAUAAAUUAAAUUUUCACUUGACAUUAUUGAUGAAAAUUUAAGAAAUUUAGAAGAAACAGACUUUUAAAACUUAAAAGAAAAACUUAAUGGCAAGUUAGGAGAGAUGAUAUUAAACACAUUAGAUUUAAAAUAGAUAUUAAAGAAAUUAAUAGAAAUAUUACACAAUAUACUAAGUGGAAUAAGUGAUUUGGAAAGUGAAGAUCGAGUUAUAAUAGAUUUUUCUUGGUGUAUAAUAAUAGAUAUAACUUUAUUCGAUAAUUAAACUAGAAAAAUAUUAUAUGAAAGCGAACUUUUUGAAAGUAUAGUUAUGAAUGGACUAUUUAAUUAGAAUUUGACAGUAAGAAGAAUAUUUUCAAAUGGUCUUUAUUUAAUAAGUAGAUAUGAUAGAAGUAAAUUUUCUGAAAAUUUAUUAAGGAUUUUAUUAGAGAAUAUUCCUAAUUGUAAGGAUGUAUCAAAAAGUGACUGUAAUUAAUAUUAUAAUUUGUUUUGUAAAGUAAUUUAAGAGUCUAAAUUUAUAAAUGAUUUUUAAAUUGAUUACGCGACAUUAGUUGUUAAUAUGAUUUAGAAUAUAAAAUCCCAUGUUUCUUAAGAAACUAGGGAAGGUAAUAAAUGUGAUAAAAUGUUAAUAGGAUUUCUUAAUAUGUGUGAUAAAAUUUUUAGCUUAAUUUAGCCUUCUUAAGUGUCUAAAGUUGUUGAUUUGGUUGAAUUUGCAUCUUAUUUGUUUAAUACGUGUCUUUUUGUGAAAAAUCCUUAGAAUAUAUUGGAAGAUAUGUCUUUUGAAAGCAUCUAAUAAAUGAAUUAUGUUUAAUAUAAUCCUGAUUUUUAUAUUAAAUGUAAAUAAUAAGAAUCUAGAAAAGCUGCAUAUAAUGUUCUAACCACUUUAAGUAAAGAAGAUAUUAGAAUUUAUAGAUAAAUUGUUGAAAAAGAAUUACCUUAAGUAAUUGACUCUGUUAAAACACCUGCUAUAUGGAAUUAUAAGCAUUCUAAUGAAUAAAAAAGCCAUUAGAAUUAUGUCGGAAUUAAAAACUUAUCUCAAAUGUGCUAUAUGAAUUCUAUGCUUUAAUAAUUUUAUAUGACUAGUACUUUUAGAUAUGCACUUCUAUCUGCUUAAGAUGAAUAAGAAAUAAAUUUAACUGAAUAUAAAGGAAUUUAAAUAGAUGAUAAUGUAUUACAUUAGUUAUAAAGAAUGUUCUCCUUUUUGGACUUAUCAGAUAGAUAAGAUUAUAAUCCUAUUGGAUUUUGCUUUUCUUUUAAAGAUUAUUCAGGUUAGCCGGUUAAUGUGGGGAUUUAAUAGGAUACAUAAGAAUUUUUGAAUAUGAUUUUUGAUAAAUUGGAACAUAGUUUGAAAUAAACGCCUUAUAAAAGUAUACUUCAGAGUAUUUUUGGAGGAUAGACUGUUUCUUCACUUACUUGUCUGCAAUGUGGUAGUACAACUAGUAGAGAUGAGUUGUUUUAUACUCUUUCUUUAACUGUUAAUGGAUGUAAUAAUUUGAAUGAAUCGUUUUAGAAAAUGAUUGAAGGAGAAAUUAUUUCAGAUUAUUUAUGUGAUAAUUGUCAAAGAAGAUGUGAUCAAGCUAGAAGAAUUUGCUUAAAUUAACUUCCGAAUAUUUUAAUAAUACAUUUAUAGAGAAUUGUUUUUGAUUUAGAUACUUUUGCAAAUAAAAAAAUUAAUACAAGAUUAGAAUUUCCUCAUAUAUUAAAUACAUAUAAAUAUACACGCGAAUUUUCAGAUUUACAAAAAAUUCUAGAAGCAAAAGAUUAGGACAUUCCCUAUUUAGAAAAAAAAGACUCAACUUUAAUAGAUGAGAAGAUUGAAAACCAUGAAGAUAAUCUCCAAUAUUAAUAUAAGCUAAAAGGGGUAACUGUUCAUUCAGGAACAGCUGAAGGAGGUCAUUAUUAUUCUUAUGUAAAUUAUAAAGAUGAUAAAUGGAUAGAAAUGAAUGAUUCCAAAAUAAAAGAAUUUGAUGCUUUAAAUAUUGAAAGUGAAUGUUUUGGAGGUUUGUCGUAAAAGCAAGGUGAUAAUUGGUGGGAAAAAGAGGAGACUUAAAAAAGCGCUUAUAUUUUGAUUUAUGAGAAAACUCUAAAAAAUACAAUUAAAAUUUAUGAUAAGAAUAUUGAUUAUUAUAGUUUUUAAAAAAGGGUUAUUCCAAGAAGUCUAUAUGAAGAAGUCUGGCUUGAUAAUCAUUUUUAUAUGUAAGAUAAGCAUAUUUAUUCGAUUGAGUUUUUUACUUUUUUUAAAAAUAUUGUCCUUUAAAUGCCUAAGCCAGAUGAUUAUAUACCUUAAUAGAAUACAUUUUAUAAUAAAUUUGAAUAAAUAAGUGAGGAAAACUAAAUUCUUUAUUAAAAUUUAUUAAAUAUAUCUUUGAAAUUGAUAUUUAAUGUACUUUUGAAGGCAAAUGAUAAUUUGGCUUUGAAAGAUUUAAUUAUUUAAAUCAAAUAAAUUAUCGAUUUAAUACCUUAGUAUGUAUUCUUAUUUUGUAAAACGUUUAUCUUUGAAAAUCAAAAAUAAAUAAUUGAAAUUUUUACUAAUUGCUAAGAUGCUUUUACUCGUUAAAAUAUAUGCUAAUUAUUGGUUUAUGCAAUCAAUAUUUUUGUUUCUUUUUCUUAUACUUCUGGUAAUAAUUAAGAUUAAUUUUUAGUUUUUGAAGGAUUUCUAGAUAGCUUCUUGGAUAUUUUAAAUACUGAAGUGGCUAAAAAUUGGUUAAAAAUGUAACAUUAUUUAGAGUUUUGGAGAGAUUUUGUUUAAGGAGGCGAGUAUUAGGUAUAAUGGGCUUUCUAAAAAGAAUUUAUUGCAAGAUUUAUUGAUUUUUUCUUAGGAAAAAGUUCCCCAUUGACAUGCUUUGGAGAAAAAAAACAUGAAAUAGGAAAUAAAUUUGUAUAAUCAUCAUUUUAACCUUUAAUAUAAUUAGUAUAUUAUCUAGUAUGUAGAAGUAGCAUAAUUCCAAGUGAAGAAAAAUAAUAUGAAUUAUCGUAAAAUGACAAAAUUUGUUUAGAGAAUUAAGAAUUUUAUUAAAGGUGUAUGAUUGAGAAUUAUGAUAUAUAAUGUUUAGGUUACUUAAUAGUGUAUAUGUGUUAUAAUAAUAUGUAAAUGAGUGAAAUGAUAAACAAAUUAAUAUUAAAAAAUAUAUAUAAGAGCACAAAUGAUUAUUUAAAAUAAUAUUUAGAUUUAGUGCAUUAUUUUUUGAAUAUAAAUGAUUAAUUUUCUAAAUAUAGAAUCGAAUUACUGUUCGGUUAUCCGAAUUUGAAAAACAACUACAUUAGUAAUAAUUAUUUAAGUAAUUAACAUUUUUCUAUAGAAUGUAAAACAAACGAUUUAGAUGCGUAAAUUUAUUUUUACGAAACUAAAUAUAAAGAUGAUAAUUGUAUGCCUUUAUUAAAUUAAAUGCUUCAUUUUAAAAGAUAAAACGAAAGUGUAUGUUUGAAUCUAAUUAAUGCAUGUCUUUAAUUAUGUAAAACGAAUCCUUUAAUUUUUGAUUUUGUUAUUAAGAGCCCUGCGCCUAAUUAUUCUUGUCCCUUGUAUACUUCUUGGAUUAGGCCAAUGGUAGAAAAUGUACUUUAAGACACUAUAAGGUAUUAUUAAAAUUCUUAAAAAGAAAACUUUUUGAAAGGUAUUUUAAGUCUUUGUGAUGAAUUAGAAAAUUCAAUUUUGAUUAAUUAUUAAAACUUUGAUUCUUUAAAACCUAAUUAUUUCUUAGGAAAAACCUGUUAAGAAUAUUUGGUAGAAGAAAAAGUUUUGGGUGAAUAAAAUGGAUAGAAAGUUAUUUUAAAUGUUUUUGAUAUGGAAAUUUAUUAUGCAGAUUCAUUUCCGGACGGAAAAACGAAUCUGAGUUUUCCAGAAAAUAUAAAAAAUUUUAAUAUGUUGCUUUUUUCAUAAAUAGAUUUAUAAAAUUCGAAUAUCUAAUGCAUUUUUUCUUAUAAUUAAAAUUAAAAUAAUAAUAUAGAUUAUAAAAAACCUGCUAUUAAUAUAAAGUAAAUUAAUGAAGAUAAAAAUCAAUUUUACAACUCAGAUGAUGAAUAACAAAGAGGAGAUAAUAAUAGGCUUUUUAAAGUUUAAAAAAUCUCAAUUACUAAAUCUGCGGAGAAAAAUAAUGAUGAUAAAUAAAAAGAUCUCGAUUCUGAUUCUAGUACUAAAGCAGUUUACAAGUACACAUAAAAAACGAAUACCAAUUAUGAAAACAAUAAUAAAAACAUAAACAAUAAUGAUAUAAAUCCAGCUGUUAAUAAUAAUUAUAUAAAUGAUGCUGCACCUUGCAAUAGUGAAGUAGAAAUUGAGUAAAAUAAUGAAGAAGUUAAUUAAGCUCAAAGUUAAUAAGUAGAAAACAAUAUAAAUCAAAUUAUUUAUACAAAUUAAUAACACUAAUAAAUGGAAGAAGAGCAAUAAAAAGAAGAGUUAAUAAAUAAUAAAUAAAACGAACAUAAUUUAGAAGAAGAAGAGGAAAACAUAAAUAAUUAUACUAAUAAAGUAAGCGAAGUAUAAAAUAAAAUAAUAAAUGAAAAUAUUCAAUUAUUAACGACAAUAAACUUAAAUGUAAAUGUAGGAAUCGUAGCUAGAAAAAUGCUCAUUAAAAAUAUGACAGAUAAAACAGUAUAAGUUUCUAUGCUUUUUAAACUUCCUCAAUAAAGUCAAUAAGAACUUACUAAAGCUUAAUAAAACUUUUUGUUUAAAUAUAAUUAACCAUUACCUUCCGCAACUGUUUUCACUAUUCCUCCAAAUACUUCUGAAACUGUACUUUGCAUUGCAAAAUAUUUCCCUGAAAUUCCUUUUGAUUAAUAUGAAGGUCUUUAUGAAAUUAGUUUCGUUGAUAAUAUAUCUAAUAAUAAUAAUUAGGUAAAUAAAAAUAAUUAAAUUUCUAAUUAAAAUAUUGGAUGUGAUCCUAUAGUAGAGUAUGAACCUUAAUAAAUUCCUGUUAUGGGACCUUUGAACCAUAAUCAAGAAGAUUUUGGCUAUUAAUUAACUGAUGCUGAAGCUUAAUAAAUUGCUUAGUAAGCUUCUGAUGAAUAAACAAAUAAUUCUUAAUUUAAAAGCUGUUUAACAUGCACUUAUGAAUAACCUGCUUAAAAUAUUAUGUGUGAAAUGUGUUAUACUUCAUUUAAAUGAUCAUUUGAAAUAAUUUAAGAAUUUAUUUAACUUUAUAUAAAUAAUAUAUAUGCU
Molecule: messenger RNA, 7641 nt
Organism: Ichthyophthirius multifiliis
Lineage: Eukaryota; Ciliophora; Oligohymenophorea; Hymenostomatida
Product: ubiquitin carboxyl-terminal hydrolase family protein, putative
Exons: 7
Biological process (GO): protein deubiquitination
Cellular component (GO): cytosol; nucleus
Molecular function (GO): cysteine-type endopeptidase activity; cysteine-type deubiquitinase activity; calcium ion binding
Source: RefSeq, a predicted model, not a curated record